CCAACCUGGCAUAGGGGUGGAGGAUGCCCUCAUCUUUCUAUUACACAGAUCAUUGUCAAACCUGGGAGCACUGUGAGGGUUAUGUUUUUUUUUUUUUUUGGAUUUCCCCCAUGCUUUCAAUACAAUUCAACCAUCACUGCUCUGGGACAAGCUAUUGGGAGCUGGAGUUGACUGCCACCUGUCUGCAUGGACCGUCAACUACCUCACUGACCGACCACAGGAGCACCACAGGGUACAGUGCUCGCUCCUUUCGUCUUCACCCUGCGGACUUCAGGCACAAUACAAGCAGCUGUCACAUGCAGAAGUUCUCUGAUAAUACUGCCAUUGUUGGACGGGUAUCAGAGGAGAACAACCAGGAAUACUGGGAGGUCAUCUGUGAUUUUGUCAACUGGUUUGUGUCAAACCACCUUCACAUCACCGCCAGCAAGACAAAGGAGAUGGUGGUUGACUUUCGCAGGAGGCUGCCCCGGACUUCACCAGUGAACAUCCAGGGUGCCAAUAUCGAGAUGGUGGAGACAUACAAAUACCUGGGUGUUCACCUCAACAAUAAACUGGACUGGUCCAAAAACACAGACGUCCUGUACAAAAAGGGCCAAAGUUGUCUCCACCUGCUAAGGAGACUAAGUUUCUUUGGUGUGUGCAGGACCCUGUUAAAAACCUUUUAUGACACUGAGGUUGCGUCUGCAAUCUUUUAUGCAGUAGUCUGCUGGGAACCUGGGAGCCCAGAGAGGGACAGGAAAAGACUAAACAGACUGGUGAAGAGGGCUACCUCUGUUCUGGCCUGCCCUCUGGACACCAUAGAGAAGGUGAGGGAGAGGAGGAAGUUAGCCAAGCUGGCAUCAAUCAUGGGCAACACCGCUCACCCCCUGCACGAGGCUGUGAGUUCUUUUUUUAUUCUAUUUAAUGUGUAAUUUUUCUUAUUCUUAUGUGCGAUUUUUUUUUUUUUUUGAGCUGCUGUAACAAGGAAAUUUCCCCAGUGUGGGAUUAAUAAAGUCUAUCUUAUAACGUGUUAAUUAGUGCACUUUAGAGGGGCUGGUAGAUGCAUUUUGUUACAGUUCAGUUACAGAUAAAAGAAGCAAAAACAACAAAACCCUAUAUUGUCCUUCAAGCACCUACAUCUACCUACCAACCAACAGGCCGGACAAAGGUUUUCAAUACAAACUUUUUUUUUUUUUUUUUUUACAUUUGAAUAAAUUACCAUGCUGUCAGUUAUUUGUUUUUCAUAAUUAUUAUAAAUAAUUGGACGUACUUCGGACGUUGCUUGCACCAACAUUUGACCAGGUGAUUAGAAAGCAGUACCAUUUCCUGACAAUGUUUUUACUGUUACAUAAUCCAAUUUAAUUGACAAUUAAAAAUUAAAAAUAUA
Messenger RNA from Sander lucioperca (pikeperch), 1366 nucleotides. RefSeq lists its product as uncharacterized. Bases 24 to 911 code for a protein of 295 amino acids. The transcript has 2 exons. Gene Ontology annotation, molecular function: 2-oxoglutarate-dependent dioxygenase activity; methyltransferase activity. The record is from RefSeq and is a predicted model, not a curated record. Lineage: Eukaryota; Metazoa; Chordata; Actinopteri; Perciformes; Percidae.